Molecule: messenger RNA, 567 nt
Organism: Clonostachys solani
Lineage: Eukaryota; Fungi; Ascomycota; Sordariomycetes; Hypocreales; Bionectriaceae
Source: the annotation of a GenBank genome assembly
AUGCACGCCCAGGCCGUCCUCUCUCUCGCCCUCGCCGGCCUCGCCCUUGCUGCCCCCCAGGCCGGCGGCGCUGGACCUCGUCCUACGCCGGACCCCAACUGGAACUGGGGAUGGGAGCACAAUGCCACCACCACCACCACCAGGACCCUCACGGCCUACACCACCUACUGCCCGGAGCCUACCACCCUCCACUUCAACGGCAAGAAGUACACCGUGACCAAGGAGACCACCCUCACCAUCACCGACUGCCCUUGCACCGUCGUCGAGAAGAGCCAUCCCACCCACAGGCCUCACCACACCACGACCCCUGUCCCCGUGCCUCCCCCCAAGCCCACGGGAAGCGCCUCGCCACCUCCCCAGACCGGCUCUGCUCCUCCCUCCAGGUCCUCUUCCAGCCCGCCAGUCAACAGCGAGAGCCCGCCUUCCCCUCCCUCGACCCCCAACACCCCCAACACUCCCAACUCCCCCAGCCCUCCUACCAAGGUCUCUGGCGCCGAGGGCAGCAACGCCAAGUUCGGCCUCGCCGUCGUCGCGGGUGCUGCCAUCGCCGGUCUCAUGGCCCUGUAA